Astyanax mexicanus (Mexican tetra) is the source of this 2089-nucleotide messenger RNA. It is a transcript of the gene nmur1a, whose product is annotated as neuromedin U receptor 1a. Gene Ontology annotation, biological process: G protein-coupled receptor signaling pathway. Gene Ontology annotation, molecular function: neuromedin U receptor activity. Gene Ontology annotation, cellular component: plasma membrane. The record is from RefSeq and is a predicted model, not a curated record. Bases 2 to 1276 code for a protein of 424 amino acids. Lineage: Eukaryota; Metazoa; Chordata; Actinopteri; Characiformes; Acestrorhamphidae. The transcript is spliced from 2 exons.
GAUGUCCAAACCCAACUGCUCGUGGGCAGCUCUGCCUUGUGUUCAGGACCUGCUGUGUAACUCCAGCCUUGUGCUGAACUUCACAGCAGCAGAGUUGGAAGACUACUGCCUGGACCCAGACGAGUACCUGGAGAGGUACCUCGGCCCACGGCGCUCUCCAGUCUUUCUGCCUGUCUGCAUCACCUACCUGUUGAUCUUCUUUGUGGGGGUCUUGGGCAAUAUCCUCACCUGCACAGUCAUCACACGCCACAGGGUGAUGAGGACACCCACCAACUUCUACCUGUUUAGCCUGGCAGUAUCAGACCUUCUGGUGCUGCUGCUGGGCAUGCCGCUGGAGCUGUAUGAGCUGUGGAGUAACUACCCGUUUCUGCUGGGGGAGAGCGGCUGCUACUUCAAGACGUUCCUGUUUGAGACGGUGUGUUUUGCCUCCAUCCUGAAUGUGACGGCGUUGAGCGUGGAGCGCUACAUCGCCGUGGUCCACCCACUCAGGGCCAAGUAUGUGGUCACCCGAACUCACGCCAGACGGGUGAUUCUUUGUGUGUGGACCAUUUCAGUUGUGUGCGCGCUGCCCAACACCAGCCUUCAUGGUAUCUUCAUGCUGCCGCAGCCAAAGGGGCGGGGCCCGGGCGGCCUUCCUGGCUCGGACACCUGCAUGCUGGUCAAGCCUCGCUGGAUGUACAACCUGACCAUCCAGAUCACCACAGUGGUCUUCUUCCUGCUGCCCAUGCUGACCCUCAGCAUACUGUACCUGCUGAUCGGCCUGCGGCUGCGCAGGGAGCGGAUGCUGCAGAUGCUGCAGGCCACUGACCAUCAGCAGCUGGAUGGAUAUAGCAGGGUUCGUUGUCAGCAGCAGAAAGCGCGCAGGCAGCAGGUCACCAAGAUGCUGUUUGUCCUGGUGGUGAUGUUCGGUAUCUGCUGGGCUCCAUUUCACACCGACCGUCUGAUGUGGAGCUUCAUGGACCAGUGGGCCAGUGGGCAGGUGGAGAUUUUCCAGGCGUAUGAAUACGUCCAUGUUAUUUCAGGAGUUUUCUUCUAUCUAAGCUCUGCCGUCAACCCCAUCCUUUACAACCUGAUGUCUACGCGCUUCAGAGAGAUGUUUAAGGAGGUGAUGUGUCGUCACCCGAGGCGCCCAGUACCCAGGAAACAAUCUCUGAGCAUGACCCGGGUGACCUUACGCAGCGUGGUCAGCGAAGUCGCCCCUGGCAAUGGGGCCGUCAUUGCAGACAGAGAUUAUGACUUUUACGAAUGCCACAAAAAUGAGACGACGUUUGACUGAUUGACCUUUGGGAAAUCCAGUGAAUGAAGAACAUUUAAAAAAUGGCACAUCAGCACCACUGCCAACAAUGCUCUCCGUAUGGUGUUAUAAGCCUAUGUUAGCUUUAUGUUAUCAUUUUUGUGAAAGAACUUCACAGUAAUGUGUGAGACUGACAUGGAAAUGUACAACCUUCAUGAAUAUCACCACUGCUUUGGCUGCUAAAAAACAGUGCAGUGGAUGUGCUAAUGCUAACAUUGUGUGAACACACACUUUUAAACAUGUCUCUAUGUGUAAAUAUACCCAAAAAAGAAAGACUGUGCAGUCAGUUGAGAGACUGGAGAACACAGUGUCCUCACAGGAAGAGAGCGUUCAAACGUAGUUUCACAUCACGUCACAAAGCAUUUUGAACAUCUACAGUGGAAAUGCUACUCAUAAUCAAACUACAGCUAACUGUAGCAAUCAGCUAACGGAUCUACACCUCAACUGCUAAUUGGUCUUAUAUUGCUAAAUGUGUCUUAUAUUCAGUGUAAAUCCAUUUUAGGUUUAGUACCUUUCACUUCAAGUCAUAUUGUUUUUAAAUUUUAAAUUUAAAUUGCAUUAGCAAUUUCUCCACACAUGGUGCCCUAUAUAACACCAUGCACAAGGAACGUUGCGAUGCUCAUUGCUAUCUAACACCCUGCGAACAGUCUUUUUUCAUGCCUUGCAUCUGCAUUGUUUAAAUAGACAGAGCUUACAAAUAUGUCUGGAAGUGAGGUGUGUUCAGGUACAUUUCUGAUGUAUUGCUAUCUUGGCAACAGAAAACACAGGUUAAAAUAGAGCCCUAUUCUGAUUGGG